Molecule: messenger RNA, 1113 nt
Organism: Dovyalis caffra
Lineage: Eukaryota; Viridiplantae; Streptophyta; Magnoliopsida; Malpighiales; Salicaceae
Source: the annotation of a GenBank genome assembly
AUGGCAUGCUUUGAGAGGGUGUCGCCUGCACUCAAGGAGAUCCUGCUCAAGUUGUACCGUGCUGAGAAGCCUCUGGAGAUUGAUCAUCACAUGUAUGAAUUUGGGUCUGUGGAAUACCUUGUUCAGUCCUCAGCAGCUGAUCCACAACAUAACUACUUGUCAAUAUCAACUCCAUUACUGUCCCAAGGAGCCCUGCUAUCAGAUGGGUUGUCAUCAUACACUACACAGAUGGUAAAGCAAGUCUGUUCGGAUGCUGUGGAGGUUGUUGAACCUGCAAAAGAAGGAUAUCAGCUUACACUAAAGCUAAAUUUCGCUAAGGUUCCACGUGGAAAAGACUGUGAAAAAGUGAUUACACAAAUUUCUUCAGUGCAAGCAGUUAUACUAAGUUCCCAGCUGAAGGAAAUGUUGAGAAAUGUCAAUUCCCAGGAUCCAUCCCAAAGAAUGAAUAAGCCAAUUAAACUUGUCUAUCACCCAAGAGAGCCCUUCUAUGUCAUCAGACAGCCACAAAAAAUCACAGCAGUAUUCCCAAUGCGUUUUAAAGAGCAUUCAGAUGUGAUUAUCGCAACAGCAUUCUUUCAGGAACUCAUGGAUGUGGGUAGUUCAGAAAAAUGGGCUAAAGCACCACCAUGCACCUGGUCACCCAUUCCACCGCCAGAAUUGAGAGGAGAAACUUUAGAAGAUUUAAGCACCAAUGGAGGGUUUGUCUCUUUUGAUAUUUCUUCACAUCACGUUGAGGGUAAAAAAUUAGACAAAACUGUAUGGAGUCUAUUAAACUUCUAUGCCUAUGUGAAAAACCAUGUAAAGUGCACCAGAGGUUUCAUACAAAGAAGGAUGCAAAAGCGUUUGGAAAGUUUGGUUGAGGUCCUGCACAAGGAAAAAUUGGAAGAAAAUGGAGCUGUUAAAAAGGUUAAAGCAUAUGCAGAAUGCAGCUACGUUGGAAAAUUGGUCAGAUUAUCAAAACCAAAAAACUUCAAAAGAAGAUGUCGUGAUUUAACCAGGAAGAUCAAGCAAAUUCGUUUUCGGAUUAAAAUCCAUGGAUUUCGGCGUUUUCGUAGACGAUGGUUGACAUUCCCAAAGUUCUCUUCUCCACUGGGAUAUACGAAACUAGAAUAA